AGCGGGGCCGCCGGGAAGAGCCGCUCCCAGCCCCGCCGCAGGUGUGCGCCGGGCCCCGAGGAGCAGGCCAUACCAGAUUCUCAGGAGAGAAGCUCUCCAGUGCUCCCGGACAAUGGCAGGGAAAAAGGUCCUGAUAGUCUAUGCACAUCAAGAGCCCAAGUCCUUCAACGGAUCUUUGUUGAAGAUUGCUGUGGAAGAAUUGACCAAGCAGGGCUGCAGUGUCACGGUGUCGGAUUUAUAUGCAAUGCAGUUUGAGCCAAGAGCAACAAGAAAUGACAUUGUUGGUCGCUUGCACAACUCAGAAGCGUUCAAUUAUGGUGCGGAGACCUGGGAAGCUUACAAGAGGGGAGGUUUGUCCAAAGAUCUGGUUGAAGAGCAAAAGAAGUUUCCCUUGUUUUGGUUCAGCAUGCCUGCGAUCCUGAAGGGCUGGAUGGACAGAGUCUUGGUCCAAGGCUUUGCUUAUGAUUUGUCAAAGUGUUAUGAUGGUGGUUUGCUCCAGGACAAAUUAUCCCUGUUUUCUUUCACCACUGGAGGAACCAAAGAGAAGUACGCAAGCAGAGGUGAUGUUCGUUAUCUCCUGUGGCCCAUGCAGCAUGGAAUCAUGCACUUCUGUGGUGUCAAAGUCCUUGAACCUCACAUCUGUUAUGCUCCAGAAAAUGUCUCUGAGGAGAAGAGGAAGGAGAUGCUGACUGGCUGGACCCAGCGUCUGAAGACUCUUUGGAAGGAAGAACCCAUAAACUGCUCUCCUGAGUGGUAUUUCAAGUAGUGUUCAGGUACAAGACUACAGAGAGAAGAUUGUUUUUCUCCAUUCUUUUGGAUGCUCUAUCUAAAUACCUGAAUGCUAAUCUCCUAAUUCAAAUGUAUUUUAAGAAUCUGGAAUACAGCAGCUAGCAGCUUAACUGAAAAUAUAGCAUUUAUCUUCAUUGA
Molecule: messenger RNA, 927 nt
Organism: Chiroxiphia lanceolata (lance-tailed manakin)
Lineage: Eukaryota; Metazoa; Chordata; Aves; Passeriformes; Pipridae
Product: ribosyldihydronicotinamide dehydrogenase [quinone]-like
Exons: 7
Coding region: 113-766 (217 amino acids)
Cellular component (GO): cytosol
Molecular function (GO): NAD(P)H dehydrogenase (quinone) activity
Source: RefSeq, a predicted model, not a curated record